Molecule: messenger RNA, 780 nt
Organism: Mesorhabditis belari
Lineage: Eukaryota; Metazoa; Nematoda; Chromadorea; Rhabditida; Rhabditidae
Source: the annotation of a GenBank genome assembly
AUGUAUUCAACUGUGAUUGAUCGCGCACUCGACGAGAUUGUCGCCGAGAAGAAAGGCUCUCGUGGACGCAGCAGCGCAAAGGGUGGUGGUUCGUCUGGUAGUCAUCGAGCAUCCGGUUUCAGUGGUCGUUGGCAACAUGACAGAUUUGAAGGGGUGCAUGACACGAGUCGUGAUCGCAAGGACUCGAGGCGCAGAGGUGGUAUCAAGCUUCCCACCACUGUUGUCCGCAUUCUUCUCGCCAAUUUGUCGCCACAAUUCAAUCAGAUUGACUUGGAGGAACUGGUGGAGCCUUACAACGGCAAGCAUCCUCUCGUCCACUACAAUGAAAAAGGCGAACAAGUUGGAACGGCACAAUUUGCCACCUCCUUUGAUGACGCACAAAAAUUUAUGAAAGACCUUCAUGGUGCGUCAAUUGAUGACAAGCGUCUCAAGAUCACAUUGGUUGAUGAUGUUUCUACUAUAACUAUCGGAACGGUUCGUGAGCGCAUUAAGUUUGCUCGCGCUAAAGCUUCGCGGAGUGAUGGUAGAGUUCACCGAACGAUUCGUGGUCGUGUCAAGAAGUCAAGGAGCAGUGACAGUGGUGGACGUCUAUCUGCGGACCGACCUUCGUGGGACCAACACGAUCACAGGGAUCAAGCUGAUGAAACCUCUGAAGUCAAACCAAAGCAUAAACCAUUGCCCACUUCCUCCAACAAAUGGUCGCAUAAGAAACUUUCUCAAGAGGAACUUGACCGUCAGCUGGACGAGUAUAUGAAACGGACGGUGGACCAGCAAAUGGAU